Nothobranchius furzeri (turquoise killifish) is the source of this 2504-nucleotide messenger RNA. It is a transcript of the gene agk, whose product is annotated as acylglycerol kinase. Gene Ontology annotation, molecular function: acylglycerol kinase activity; ceramide kinase activity; ATP-dependent diacylglycerol kinase activity. Gene Ontology annotation, biological process: phosphorylation; ceramide biosynthetic process; sphingosine biosynthetic process. NCBI's taxonomy places the organism in Eukaryota, Metazoa, Chordata, Actinopteri, Cyprinodontiformes, Nothobranchiidae. The record is from RefSeq and is a predicted model, not a curated record. Gene Ontology annotation, cellular component: membrane; cytoplasm; mitochondrion.
CCGUUUUGGACAGCAGCUGUUAAGUUAUUGCCGGUGUGAAAUGCAAAAAAUAAUAAAUACUUUAUGAAAAGUUCCAAAAUAUAUUUUCUCAGCUAUUAAAAAUAAACGUCAAAUGUAAAAUAUAGUCACUUAAUAAGUCAUAGUAAUUUCUUUAAAAUGUGGUUUUAGUAUAAAAUUAUCAGGCGAGGUCCUCGAAAGUUGAAGCUACCGGAAGUAAACUUUUCUUGCGUAGCCUGAAAAAAUAUUUGAGAAAUAAUUUAAAUUUACUUAAUGGUUGAUUUUCUUUCUUCAAAUAAUAUGAUAUGUUUAUUUAGUUCAACACUAGAUAUUUGCUAAAACAUAUUACCCAUUACAUUCUCCGUCAGAAAGGUCAGAAAUAGUUCCGCCUUGUUUUGCUCCGUACUCUUUAAACGUAACACCACUAUUUCCAUGCAUCAUGAUUCUGUGACCGCUCUGGUAGAAAUUUGUGAUUUUCAGUUAUUUGUUCCACUAUAAAUUCUGUACAUUAAUAAGACAGGGGUCUCUGAAGUGUUAUGGCUCGGGUAGUAAAAGUGUUUCGGACUCUUCGAAAUCACUGGAAAAAAUCUACAUUAGCUGUGUGCGUCCUUUCUUAUGGUGGAUAUUGGCUGUAUGGUAAACACUGUGAAAGCGUUGUGCGCAGAGAGGCUUGUCAAAUUGCCAGGGAAUUUGGACGUCAGCAAAUAGCACCACACGAAGGUCUGAAAAAAGCAACAGUGAUUUUGAAUCCUGCAGCAUCUAAUGGGAAAGCCAACAGCUUGUUUGAAAAGAAUGCUGCCCCCAUUUUACACCUGGCUGGAGUGGAAAUUACAGUAGUCAAGACAGACUAUGAAGGUCAAGCAAAGAAACUGUUGGAGCUCAUGGAACUGACAGACAUGUUGAUCGUGGCUGGAGGAGAUGGGACGUUACAGGAGGUCGUCACAGGUUUACUGCGAAGACCGGAUCAAGAAACCUUCAGUAACACACCAAUCGGAUUCAUUCCUCUGGGUUCUAAUAAUUCCUUAAGUCCAAGUCUUCAUUUUCUCAGUGACGACAAAGUCAAGAAUAUCACAUCAGCCACACUGUCCAUUCUGAAAGGAGAAACGGUUCCUCUGGAUGUGCUACAAAUCAAAGGAGAGAAAGAGCAGCCCGUCUUUGCUCUGGUUGGAUUGCGUUGGGGUGCUUUUAGAGAUGUAGCUGCAAGAAUUAGCAAAUAUUGGUAUCUUGGACCACUGAAGGCAAAUGCAGCACACUGGCUUCACACUCUGAAGGAGUGGCCUCUGGUCCGAGACGUGUCCAUUUUCUAUCUGGCUCCCACGCCGCGGCCCCCUGACCUGCCCUCUCAGAAGCCCGCCAGGCCGAACCUGCUUCGCCGCAUCGUCUGCAGACUGAAGAACUACUGGAACCCGCCGGUUAAAGAACCUCCUAAAGUGGAAGAGCCAGAGAAGUGGGAAGAGCAGCAGCUGUCUACAUUGGAGCUUUAUAUUCAAACCCACAACAAAAACCCAGUGGAGCGGCGCAUAAACGACUCUCUGUUGAUCUGCGCGGAGCCCAACAACUUCACCGUUGGCGAGUUCAUCGCUGCAGGGAGUAAGAAGCAAAAAGACCCAACUGUAUUCACAGAAAACCACAUGGAGCUGGAAGCAAGUGCUUGCCGGAUAAAGCUGCCAGAGGGAGCCUCUGGCUUCUACAGUAUUGAUAAUGAGGAGUAUGAGGCCAUGCCUGUAGAGAUCAGUCUGUUGCCAAGGAAACUACGCUUCUUCAUCAGCACCGAGCGCAGAGAGCAGCUCCGCACACAGCCGCAGCGACGACAGAAACAACCAGAAGAUUAAAACAGCAGGAUGAAAGAAAUCAUAAUAAACUAUUUAAAUUUAAACUUUUUCUCCCUUUACGACUUUAAAAUUACAAAUGAAGGUAAUAAGAGGAGUUUUUUUUAACUAGUAUAAACAGUCUAUUAUGUUUCCGGAUGCUUUAUGCUAUCAGACGACAUGUGUACUAGUUUUCUUGGUGGCAUCGUUGCGUUCUGCACGGUCAAGAGCAAACAUGCAAACUCCCUCAUUUACUUUGGAUAAACAUUUAGAGUCUUUUCAGCCAGUAUCCCUGGAUGACUUAGUUAAGUUGGUGGACGUAAUUAAACCGAGUGGAUCUCCUGAAGACAUCACACCACAACGGCUGUUUAAGGAAGUCUUUCAUGGAAUAGCACCAUUAAUAUUGAAAGUUAUUAAUAGCAGUUUGGCCUCUGGCUAUGUUCCAAUUGAUUUUAAAAAGAUGGUUAUUAACCCACUGUUAAAGAGAUCGGAGUUAGAUGGUAUGCAGCCUUGCAAUUACCGGCCGAUUGCAAAGCUCCCUCUUCUGAGUGAAAUUCUGGAAAAAAGUGUCUAUACUCAGUUAAUGGAUUUCCUAGAAGAGUCUAACAUUAAGGAAACUUUUCAGUCUGGCUUUAAAGCUUUUCAUAGUAUGGAAACGGCACUGAUAAAGGUAUUAAAUGACAUUAUGUUGGAAACUGA